Molecule: messenger RNA, 1057 nt
Organism: Odobenus rosmarus divergens (Pacific walrus)
Lineage: Eukaryota; Metazoa; Chordata; Mammalia; Carnivora; Odobenidae
Gene: APOL3
Product: apolipoprotein L, 3
Biological process (GO): lipoprotein metabolic process; lipid transport
Cellular component (GO): membrane; extracellular region
Molecular function (GO): lipid binding
Source: RefSeq, a predicted model, not a curated record
GGGUGAAGCAACACCGCCUUCUAGCCGGGACGCAGACGCGAGCUGUUGCGAAAACUCUCAGAUCCCACUGCUGGCACCAUGUCCUCAGGAGCCCGUGAGCUCUGCCCAGAACACAGUGAGCCUAAACAUACUGCACAUCCAGCUGAGUGACCAUGAAGCCUGGAAGGGAUUCAUAGCUGAGGCCACAUUGUCCAGGGAGGAGGCAGAUGCCCUACGCGAAGAUCUGAACGAGCUGGAAAGGGCCAUGUAUAAAGAGGCCGAAGACCAGCUGGCUAGAGAGAGGUUUUUGAGUGAGUUUCCCAAGUUGAAAUUCAAGUUUGAGGAACGCAUAAGAAAACUCUGCGAGCUUGCAGAUAAGGUUGACAGGGUUCACAAGAACUGCACUAUCUCCAACAUGGUAGCCAGCUCCACUGGCGCUGCAUCUAGCCUCCUGUACCUUGGUCUGGGUCUGGCACCUUUCACAGCAGGAGCCAGUCUGGCACUCUCGGCUGUUGGUGCGGGGCUGGGAGCAGCAUCUGCUGUGACCCAAGUGGCCACCAGCAUCAUGGAAUACUCAAGCGAGUCGUCUGCAAAAGCCGAAGCCAGUUGCCUGACAUCAACUGACUUUAUUGAAGAGGACGUAAUUACAAAGGUUCUGAAUUAUAGCAAACCCCAAAUUUCUGCCUUAGCAUGUAAAUGCCUUAAAGACCUGCCAGACCUUGCAAAUAAUGUUUGGGCUGUGAAGAAGGUAGCCAAAGUCAAGCCUCAGCUAAUAGUCAAUGCCCAUCUCCUCAUGAGAGGUAAACCUGUCUCAGCUGAAGGUGCCAGUCAGAUCCAGAAAGCUUUUAAAGGCACUGCUCUGACAAUGACCAAAGGAGCCCUGAUCAUGCGUGGGUCCUUGUCAGGUCUCUUUCUUGCUAUGGAUGUGUUCAGUCUUGUGAAAGAGUCAGGGCACUUGCAAGAGGGGGCCAAGGCAGAGUCAGCUGAACAGUUGAGGCGGCAGGCCCGGGAGAUGGAGAGAAAGUUGAAGAAGUUCACCAAGUUCUAUGAAAGUGUGAUGGAGGCCCUGACUCCAUGA